UCUCUUUACUUUUACUAUAAAACUCCAGAGUACACUCUGUGCUCUUAUUUAGCUUUUAGCAGGACAACAUACACCUAAAGCUGCUGAGGUUGACUUUUAGAAGAAGAGAGGAUGGAGAGAAGAAAACAUUUGAACAAGAUGCCUCCUGCUGGUUUUUGGAUACUGCUGCUGGGUCUUUUAUCCCUGUGUCAUGCAGCACCUACUAUUGCUCCAACAAUGUCCCCUGAGGACCAAGACCUGGCUGAGGGAUAUCUUUCUCAGUUCUACGCUGAUGUUGGGAUGACAAACUCGUCAAUACGAAGAAUCCAAAAUGACUCCUUCAUUCAAGAUCUCCAGGCCAUGCAGGCUUUCUUUGGCCUAGAGGUGACUGGCGUCUUGGAUAAAGAGACUGUAGAUGUGAUGAAGGCCCCGAGGUGUGGCAUAUCAGACAUCAGCCGAUAUGGUCACUUCCCUGGACGACCCAAAUGGAAAAAAAGGCUAAUUACAUACAGGAUCACUCAGUACACUCCAGAUCUGACCCAGCGUCAGGUGGAUACAACCAUCGCUCAGGCCUUUCAGCUCUACAGUGACGUCAUCCCACUGGACUUUAAACAGGUCACCAGCGGUACGGCGGACAUCAUGAUCCUGUUUAAGGGCGGAUAUCAUGGGGACUUUUACCCUUUUGAUGGAGCAGGUGGAGUCUUGGCUCAUGCUAACUCUCCUGGACAGGGUCAGGGAGGGGACACGCAUUUUGAUGAUGAUGAAACCUGGACUCUGACCCAAAGAGGUGUAAAUCUGCUGCUGGUGGCUGCCCAUGAGUUUGGUCAUGCUCUGGGUCUGGAUCACUCCAGAGACAGACGUGCACUGAUGUACCCCACCUAUCAAUAUGUCAACACAAACAGAUACAGGCUGCCAGACGAUGACAGACGUGGUGUUCAAGCCCUUUAUGGCAGCCGUACACCAGUGCCUACAACAGCACCAAAACCAAAACCACCUCCCAGUCCAGAACCAGAGGACCCAACAGAAGAUUCCAACCCCCGAGAGGAACAAUGUAGCCGUGAGCUAGUGUUUGAUGCCGCUACCUCCAUCAGGGGAGACCUAUACUUCUUCAAAAAUGGAUACUACUGGAGGAAGAGUGCAAGUUUCCAAGGAAUCCGUUUAACGAAAGUGAACACAAAAUGGUCACGAAUCAACUAUGUUGAUGCUGCUUAUGAAGUCCCAAAUGAGAAUGUGGUGUAUCUUUUUGAAGGUCGGCAAUACUGGGGAAUAAGGGCUUUUGCAAAAACAAUUUUGCCAGGCUAUCCAAAGUCUAUCACCAACCUUGGCCUCCCGUCAUCAGUCAGUAAGGUGGAUGCAGCCGUCUAUGUGUCAAGUACUGGAAAAACACUAAUUUUUGUGAAUAAAAAGUACUGGAGGUAUGAUGAGCGCACAAACCAAAUGGACAGUGGAUACCCCCGAUACAUCACUCAGGAUUUCCCGGGCAUUGGUUCUAAAGUAGAUGCAGCCUUUGAGAAUUAUGGAUAUCUGUAUUUCUCAGAUGGCCCCAGACAAAGCGAGUACUACCUGCCAUACAGGAGAGUGAUGCGCGUUCUGCUCAACUACGGCUGGCUCAACUGCUACUGAGAACCCACUCGUACCACGACACAACUAAUGCCAUACAAAAUACACACUGUACUUACAAUAUUAUGAAGGAGUCAUGUAUUGUAUGUUUUUAAGAUGUGGACAAAAGGUAACCUAGUGCUUUGCUGUCCAUUAAGAGGCCUGCAAAUGAUAGCAAAUGAUUAUCAUUCCAUCAAUUCUGCAAAUAAUCUUUGAUUUGUUUUACAACUGCUGCUGUUUUCUGUAUGAUACUUGCAAGUAUCAUAUGAUGAUAAAUGAAGUAUGAUGAUAAAUGUAUUUGUUGGGAUCAUUUCAAUGAUGCUAAAUGCCACAGUUGUGGGUGUAAAAUAAGCAGUUUAAAAGCUGUCUUCUGAAUACAAGCAAGAGUUACAAAUACAUGUUGAAAUGGAGCUACGCAUGAGCUUAGUUUCCCCCUUUAGACAUAACAACAAAGACAUUAUGAGUCCAUAAGUAAUUAGCAGGAUUUUGUUAGUUGCCUAAACCAACCCAAGUGAUGGCAAAAAUUAAAAAAUAAUUUAAGCCAA
Molecule: messenger RNA, 2123 nt
Organism: Stegastes partitus (bicolor damselfish)
Lineage: Eukaryota; Metazoa; Chordata; Actinopteri; Pomacentridae
Product: collagenase 3-like
Exons: 11
Coding region: 112-1602 (496 amino acids)
Biological process (GO): collagen catabolic process; extracellular matrix organization; proteolysis
Cellular component (GO): extracellular matrix
Molecular function (GO): metalloendopeptidase activity; zinc ion binding
Source: RefSeq, a predicted model, not a curated record